AAAAGAAAUGAUAGCCCAGCAACGAGAGUAUAAAAAGAAGAAAGCUUUGAAAAAAGCUCAGAGAAUUAAAGAACUUGAACAGGAACGAGAGGACCAGAAGGUCAAGUGGCAACAAUUCAACAACAGAGCCUAUUCUAAAAACAAAAAAGGCCAGGUGAAGAGGAGUAUUUUUGCUUCCCCUGAGAGCGUAACUGGCAAAGUUGGAGUUGGAACGUGUGGAAUUGCAGACAAACCCAUGACACAGUAUCAAGAUACCUCUAAAUACAAUGUCAGGCAUUUGAUGCCUCAGUAACAGGGGGGAAAUGGUGAAACUUCAUCUCUGCAGGGCUUUACACUUAUCUUUUUAUCAUUAUAUUUUUCUAAAAGUAAAUUAUUUGUUGGCACAUAGUGAGUAGUCCAUUUUGUCACCAUCACUUUGGCUUCAGCUGAUAAGAGCCUUAAAUCUCCAGGUAUUGAUUUGACUCCCCUAAUUGUUAAACUUUUUGUAGCUGCAUUAAAAUAUUUUCCACAGGUAAAUGCUUUCAUUAACUGCUGUUACCUGUUACUCUGAAAGCAGUAGUUACCUGAAACUUCAAUCUCCAGCAUCUUCCACUCAUACUGGUAGUGAAGUUUUCUUUUUUUCAGUUUCUUU
Messenger RNA from Tinamus guttatus (white-throated tinamou), 631 nucleotides. The record is from RefSeq and is a predicted model, not a curated record. NCBI's taxonomy places the organism in Eukaryota, Metazoa, Chordata, Aves, Tinamiformes, Tinamidae.